AUGAAUCAGGAAAGCGUUGGGGUAGUGUUGGAUUCAAGCCCGAACCGAAACAAUAGUAGCACUCUGAAUAAUAAUUACUCGAGAAAACAGUGCAACAUGUCUGUUGGGGGAGGGAAUGCUCAAUCUAACUUCCAAGAAAGAAAUAAUGAGUCCCGGUUUGGGCUUUCCCUUAAUUCAAAGUAUUUAGCCAUGAAUAAGAAGGAAGAUGAAUUUCAUGCAAAAAUCAGUCUUGGAUCUCAUCAAACUGCUUCUCCGAAGGUAGCUCUACCAACAAUCAACCAAGAGGUGGGUUAUUCUCCAUCUAAAAAAGCUCCAUCGAUCCCCUCUGAGAUGGAAUUUCCCAUUCAACUUCCAAGCAGUUCUUUUUUAAACUCAUCUCCCACCAAGCAUAACUCUGUUCUGUCGUCCUCAGGACCUGUAAGUCCAAUUGCAAAAGAUUCAAGAUUUUCUGGGAACAAUCACUUUGGUUCUCCACAUACAAGAACAAACACUCAUGCAUUUUCACAUUCAACAUUUAACUCUGCUUUCAGUCCCACAAAACGAUCCUUUCAAAAAACCACCACAAGUAGCAGCGUUUCAACUCCCACUAGUUCUUAUUUGAGAGCUGCAGCAGAAAAAGGAACUCCUUUGUGUCCCAUCCAUGAGCUACCUGUGGAUAUUUUGUGUACAGACUGUUCCGAGUUGAUUUGUGCCAAAUGUUCACGAACACCGCUCCACAACAUUCAUUCCUGCAAAUCAAUUGACGAGUUGGACAGAGACAAAGAGUGCCGAGAUGUUCGUGCAAGCAUUGAGGUCCUUGAUUCAAGAAUUACUGAUUUGGAAAUUAAAAGUGGUUCGUCACAUGACAUUGAAGCAAUACAGCAACUUCAUGCAGAGGCAGUAGAGGAAAUACGGAAAUCUUUCGAGAGAGCACGUGAAAUUCUCCAUGAACAGGAGCAAGAUCUUAUUUCUUCUCUCAACUUGAUCAUUCAAUCUCGGAUACAACUCAAUACUGACAUUUCGACAACCAAACAAAAAAUCAUUCAAGCAUCAGCCAAGCUGUACACUUGCAGUACAGGAAAACAUUUUCAUUUGGUUCAACAGGGGAGUGAAACUUGCCAGCUUUUCUUCAUAGUGACAUGUACUUUUGUUCAAUUGUUACAAAAACGGUGA
Messenger RNA from Naegleria lovaniensis, 1152 nucleotides. RefSeq lists its product as uncharacterized. Lineage: Eukaryota; Heterolobosea; Eutetramitea; Acrasida; Naegleriidae. Bases 1 to 1152 code for a protein of 383 amino acids. The transcript has a single exon. Gene Ontology annotation, molecular function: zinc ion binding. The record is from RefSeq and is a predicted model, not a curated record.